Aspergillus homomorphus CBS 101889 is the source of this 930-nucleotide messenger RNA. RefSeq lists its product as uncharacterized. Bases 1 to 930 code for a protein of 309 amino acids. The record is from RefSeq and is a predicted model, not a curated record. The transcript has 5 exons. Lineage: Eukaryota; Fungi; Ascomycota; Eurotiomycetes; Eurotiales; Aspergillaceae.
AUGACCACGCCCAGAUUGCAGGCUGCGUACCAUGAGUGUCUAUUGAGACCGUAUCUUGUACAUUACACAUAUAUCAUCCACUGCCAUUGCGGAAUUAAACGGCUCUAUCCUCAUUCACCGCAACCGUUCCAUCUCAACUUAAUCGCCCUCAUUCAUCGCAGCCGCAGUCAUCGAUCGAUCGCAUUCAGCUCAUCGGUCGCAACCCGCUCCAUCCUCUUUCGUCUCCCUGUCUUCGGUACCAAAGCAAUCGCAUUCUCGCCUUGCCUUCUCCCCCAUCAUCGUCUUUUUACGAGCUAUGGCGACACCGGAGUUUCCUUCUUUCUCGCGCCUUCCUACGAGAUCCGCCUCAUGAUCUGGAAAGCUGCUCUUCCCGACCCGAUCGGCGACCCUCUGUUAUUCUGGAUAGAAACAACCAUGUGGACUCCAGGGGGAGGCAUGACUGCCUUGGGCGAUAACUACAUCCAGUCGGGUGACGUAUGCUAUCCCAAGGUCGACUCUCCGCUCCUACAGGUGAGCAAAGAGGCACGAGAGGUCACCAAAAGAUGGAUACAACGACAGCCUGGUGGAAACACAGACAACAACACUUUCAUCCGUCGAUUUCAUCAUGGACAUCACAACCUCUGCUGCCCCGAGGAACAGUCCUCGCCGUUCCUGUCGAUAGUGGAUGGUGGCAGAUUUACCGAGGGUUCUUCGCGGGGAAAUGCCUACGAGAAUGCAGACAAACUGCUCCGGCAUAUUACAAGUUGCGAGUUUACAUAUAUUGAGCAUAGGCACUGGGAUUCUCGGGAUCCCGAAGAAUUCCAGAUUCACUUCGCCCGUAUUGUGGGGAAGAAUGCCGGAUAUGCAUCAUGUUACAAGAACAAAUACAAGCUGGGUGACCGUGGGUCCAAAUUAUCAGCACCCGACGAGGAAAAUCUCGGUCACAACUAG